This is a messenger RNA of Theobroma cacao (cacao), 7091 nucleotides long. Its product is annotated as G2484-1 protein. Lineage: Eukaryota; Viridiplantae; Streptophyta; Magnoliopsida; Malvales; Malvaceae. The record is from RefSeq and is a predicted model, not a curated record.
UGUAUCAUUUUCCCAUUUCCCUAGCGAGAAAAAGAACCCAAAAGCCUCUCCUAAUUACACAUCAGAAAAAUCUCUCCUUUCUAUUUCUCUCUCAUCCUCUUCGUCUCUUUCUUUCGCUCGCUUUUUUUUUAUUUAUUUCGAUUCACCGGAACCCUAACUCGAUCCGCCGGAGAAUUUAAGAUUCCGUUUUGUGGUGCAGUAGAUGACCGCACGAUUAGGGAGGAGUUGAGAUCAAACGGCCAGGGAUUUCGUCACCGGAUGGAGGGAGGUAGCGUCUCUAGACUUACUUGCUCUGGAAUACACUCAUGGAUUAUGAUGACAAUGAUUUCCAAAGCCAGAAUCUUCAUUUAGCUGGUGAGGGAAAUAAUAAAUUUCCUCCUGUUUUACGACCAUAUGCUCUCCCAAGAUUUGAUUUUGAUGACAACCUUCAUGGGCAUUUAAGAUUUGAUAGUUUGGUUGAAACUGAAGUUUUUCUGGGCAUUGAAAGUAGUGAAGAUAAUCAGUGGAUUGAGGAUUUUUCACGGGGGAGUACUGGGAUUGUAUUUAGUUCAAGUGCAGCAGAACCGUGUUCAAUUUCUAGGCGCAAUAAUGUCUGGUCUGAGGCAGCCUCCUCAGAAUCUGUUGAAAUGCUAUUAAAAUCUGUAGGACAGGACGAAACUAUUCCUGGUCAAAUUAUUAGUAAGGAUUCAGAUGCCUGUGAUGAACUGGGCUGCAUAAUAAAGCAGAUGGAGCCUAGUUUGAAGCACGGAGAUAGUGGUCUUUCUAAAGAGGGGGAUGGCUUACGGCCUGCCUUACAGGCAGGUGAGAUUCCAGGGAAAUUUUCUGGGCUGAAAGGUAAUGUUGGAGGAGAUCAUCCACUGGUUGAAGAUGUUUCUCAAAUGCAUGAAGGUGAGCCAACUGUAGAUGGGGCAUUCAAAGAUCCUAAUACCAUCAGCAGAAAUACUGACUUACCUGUGACUGAGAGAGAUGAGUCUAAAGAUUGUGAGCAAAUUGUUGUUAAUGAAAAUCAAGUGGAUGCUUUGGUUGAUCAAUCUGUGGAUAACAGGGGACAGGAAGAUAAAUUUGCUUCUGAUUCACAAGUUGAUACUCUGAUUCCCUCUUUGCAAAAUACCUGCACAAGUAGUGCUUUGAUAGAUAGUCAAGAUACCACACAUUUGAAAAAUGAUAUCAUUGAUGAAACUGUGGACAGUUUAGAGAGGGUUGAUUCAAAGCAAGAAGUUCAUAUUGAUGGUGGGAACUUGGACAUGCAAUCUAAGGAUGGUGUACAUGUUAUUCGAAAUAGCACAGCUAGUGUUGGUGAGCCUUGUGAUAGGAUAGUGAAAGGGAAUUCUGACCACCAUAUGGUGGAAGCAUGCAGCGAGGGCUUGGGUGUAGAAGUUCCUCUGCAAACUGGCAAAUCUGAAGACAUUGUCUUGUCUGGAGGAAAAUUACAUGACAUAUCACCGAUGCCCUUUGUUGGUGAUAUGACCCUUAAGGAGCAUGAAAGUCAGGUCAGCAAUACUGAUUCUAAAACUUGUACAAGUCUAGAGUCAAAGAUGGAUUCAAUGAUGCAGUUAACAUGUGAUGCUAUUGAGAAGAAGGAUUUGUUAGAAACUGAUUGCCACCCAGAUACGAAAAUCUUGAGCAACAAAUCUGAGAAAUCUUCGUCGUCAGUGGAAGAUGGUAAAGGUUCUAAGGGUGAAGGUGAACACCUUCACAAUACAUUGGGAGUAGAAACCAUGAGAGUAUGUGAAGAAUAUAUAGUCACUGAACAUAACGAUGAUUAUAAAUGUGAUGAAAGUGCUUCGGCUGCUGCAAAGCAGAACACUAAAUUGCCUUCUGAUUAUGAUAAUGCAGAUUGUGGGGAUGGUGGAUCUCCACUUGUUGAAAAGGGGGUUGAUUCCUCAUCCUUUAGCACAUGUAGCACAGAAAAUGAGUUAGUUUCAAAUAUACAAUCUGAUGUUGCUGCCAGUAGCAAGUCAGUGGAUUCUGUUCUUUUGCCUUCUGGUAAGGGUCUUCUUACCGGCACUGUUUUUAAUCAGAAAGAGGUUCAAGUGUCAGCUUCAGAAGCAAGUUUCUCAAUCAUGAAGACAAAUUCUGGAUUGACAACCGAAAAAGGUGCACUUUGUGAGACUGGUGAACAGUUCUCUUGUAAAAAGGUUGAUCAGUCCUUGGCAAUGGAUGCCUCUAAUGCUGAGGGCCAAAGUGGAGACCUGACACUUCACAGAGUCACACUGGAGGGUGGAAAGGAUAUGCAACCAUCUUCUGUUGUCUCUGAUUCAGUGGUGAGAGAGACUGAUGGAGCUGAAGCUCAAGUUAUUUCUAAAUGGGGUUCUUCAGAAGCUGCAGGUGCUGUAUCAAUUCAGCAGAAUGACAAGACGCCAACGAAUCCGGUGCCUUCAACUUCAAAGGAGCCCUCCCAUGAUCCUGACCAAAAUCGUUCAGAAGACAGUGACCCCAAAUUAGUUUCUGAAGAGAAGAUGCAUCAUGUUGAUGGUGAUCCUGCGAAGACUCAUUCUAGUUCCUCUACUUCUGUGAUUUCAUCUGAAUCUCAAACUAAGUUUCACAUGAUAGAAAGUGGAAGUAGUAGUGUUGAUCUUGACAAUCCUUCUUGCGGCUCUCCGAUUGUCAUUAGAACUUCUGAGCAGUCACAAAGUAAAAUUGAGGAGGGUGUGAAAAGAUCCGCAGAUCAGAGUGCUUCAGCGUCUGGGGUCAUUAAUGGGGAAGCGAGCGAGGAGCAGUCUAUUUCUCAGGAUACAAAAGGAAAUGAUGCAUCUCCAGGAGACAGAAGUUUCACCUUUAAGGUACCUCCAUUGGCUGAUAUGUCUGAAAAAGAAGCUGGCAAGAAUUGGCAACCCUUUUCUACCAUGCAACAUGACAAACUGUCCUCGGUCGUGGAGGGAACUCCGUCAACCUCUGGCUCAAGCAAAGUGGCUGCCAAGACUGCUCAGGAUGCAAGUCAUGCAAAUCCUCAGGCAUCUGAGAGGGAGAAAGUGCGUGUUGGCUCCAGAGGGACUUCUGAGCGUAAAACAAGGCGAACAGGUGGUAAGAACACAGGAAAGGACGCUGCAAAAAAGGGAAUUGCUGCAAAAGAAACAACUCCUGCUAGACAAUCAGAAAGAAGUGAUAGAUCAAGUAAUGCAUCACUCAGUUCAGCUGGAAUUGGCCAGCUCAUUCAAUCCAAUGAGAUGCAGCACUAUGGGCACAUUGAAGGUGGUAACAUGAAACCAUUUGGUCUUUUUUCUUCUUCAGUAUCUAGUCUGCCAGACUUGAACACCUCAGCUUCUUCAUCUGCAGUUUUUCAUCAGCCUUUUACAGAUUUGCAACAAGUUCAAUUACGUGCUCAGAUCUUUGUAUAUGGAGCUCUGAUUCAAGGAACAGCACCUGAUGAGGCCUAUAUGAUAUCGGCAUUUGGGGGACCUGAUGGUGGAAGGUCCAUAUGGGAGAAUGCCUGGCGAGCAUGUAUAGAGAGGGUACAUGGUCAAAAAUCUCAUCUUGUUAGCCCUGAAACCCCAUUGCAGUCACGUAUAGGUGCUAAACCUUCUGAUCAAGCAAUCAAACUGAAUGCAGUUCAGGGUAAGGUUACAUCCUCACCUGCCAGUCGAUCCACCAGCAAGGGUACUCCAACAACAAUUGUAAACCCAAUGAUACCCCUGUCAUCACCACUGUGGAGUAUUCCUACCCCUUCUGGUGAUCCCCUUCAACCUAGUGGCAUUCCAAGAGGUGCAGUUAUGGAUUAUCAGCAGGCACUUUCUCCAUUGCAUCCUCCACCCAUGAGGAAUUUUGUUGGACCUAAUGCUUCUUGGAUGUCCCAAUCCCCUUUCCGUGGCCCGUGGGUUCCACAGACUUCUGCAUUUGAUGGCAAUGCCCGUUUUCCUGUGCUUCCCAUCACAGAAACAGCUAAUUUGACUCCUGUAAGAGAAGCAUCUGUGCCUUCUUCUGGCAUGAAGCCGGUUUCCCCGGUUCCCAUGGUUCAGAGUGGGAGUCCUGCUAAUGUUUUUGCCGGGACUCCCCUGCUUGACUCAAAAAAGACAACAGUAACAGCUGGUCAACAUUCUGCUGAUCCAAAGCCUAGAAAAAGAAAAAAGUCAACCGCUUCUGAGGACCCUGGGCAGAUUAUGCUGCAUUCUCAAAAAGAGUCGCUUUUGGCUACUGCUGCGACUGGUCAUGCCUCUACACCUGCUGCCGUUUCAACCCCUGCUACCAUUGUUUCCAAGUCCUCCACUGACAAAUUCAUUACGUCUGUCUCUGCUGAUCAUCUUAAGAAGGGCGACCAAGAUUUAGAUCAGAGGGCUACUAUAUCUGAAGAGACCCUUAGUAAACUCAAGGAAUCUCAGAAGCAGGCAGAGGAUGCUGCUGCUUUUGCUGCUGCUGCUGUUAGUCACAAUCAAGAAAUAUGGAAUAAGUUGGACCAGCACCAAAAUUCUGGGUUGGCACCAGAUGUUGAAACUAAAUUGACUUCUGCAGCUGUUGCAAUAGCAGCAGCUGCGGCUGUUGCAAAGGCUGCAGCUGCGGCUGCCAAUGUUGCCUCAAAUGCUGCCUUGCAAGCAAAAUUGAUGGCAGAUGAAGCAUUGGUCUCGAGUGGCUAUAGAAAUUCUAUUCCAACUGAUGCUAUCUCUUCUUCUGAUAGUGUGAAGAAGCUGGGGAACGCUACUCCUGCAUCCAUCUUGAGGGGUGAAGAUGCUACUAUUAGUUCGAACUCUGUUAUUGUUGCCGCAAGGGAGGCUGCAAGAAGGAGGGUAGAAGCUGCUUCAGCUGCCUCAAAGCGAGCUGAAAACAUGGAUGCCAUUGUUAAAGCUGCUGAGCUGGCAGCUGAAGCUGUUUCACAGGCUGGCAAGAUUGUUGCUAUGGGUGAGCCUUUCUCAUUGACUGAAUUGGUCAGAGCUGGUCCUGAGGCAUACUGGAAAGUGCCCCAAGUGUCUCCUGAGCCAGAUGGUGCUAGAGAACACAGAGGCAAAAGUGGUAGUGUGGAAGCUCCUGGUUCAUCUGCCUGGCAUCUAAAAGAGGUUCCAUUGGACCAAAGGGAAAAGCAAAGUGCCAACCAUGGAAUGUCACCCACUCUUAGAGAGAUAGCCAGAGAGUCUCUGGAGGAUCGUUCUAGGUUGACAGGUGGCAUUUUGGGUUCUCCGUCUGCAGCAAGUGGAAAGGACAAAAAGGGACAAAAGGGCCGCAAAGCUUCAGAUAUCGCCAAAACUAAGGGAGUCACUUCUGAAUCUGAGAUUGGGUUUGGAUCACCUUCCAUGACCACUCCGACCGAACAUGAAAAAGCGGGGGAAGUUUCAAAGGAUAACUAUUUAAGGGAGGGUUCCCAUGUUGAGGUAUUGAGAGAUGGAGGUGGCUUGAAAAUAGCAUGGUUCCUGGCUGAUAUACUGAAUUUGAAAGAUGGCAAAGCUUAUGUCUGUUACAAUGAACUUCGGUCAGAGGAAGAUGGUGAUAGGCUAAAGGAAUGGGUGGAACUUGAAGGUGAAGGAGACAGGGCACCCAGGAUACGCACUGCUCGUCCUAUUACGGCCAUGCCAUUUGAAGGAACGAGGAAGAGACGCAGGGCAGCCAUGGGGGACUAUAAUUGGUCUGUUGGAGAUAGAGUUGAUACAUGGAUGCAAGAUAGCUGGUGGGAGGGAGUUGUCACUGAGAAGGGCAAGAAAGAUGAAACUUCUUUUACUAUCCAUUUUCCUGCUCGAGGAGAAACAUCUGUUGUCAAAGCAUGGCUUCUUCGUCCUUCGCUGAUGUGGAAGAAUGGUAGUUGGGUUGAAUGGUCCAGUUCUGGGGAUAAUAAUGUCUCUUCCCAUGAGGGUGAUACCCCACAGGAAAAGCGGUUAAGGGUAGGCAGUCCUACAGUUGAGGCCAAAGGGAAAGAUAAGCUUUCAAAAGGUGUUGACAUUAAGGAAUCUGGGAAACCUGAUGACACAAGAUUGCUGGAUUUUUCUGCAAGUGAAAGAAUAUUUAAUAUUGGUAAAAGCACCAGAGAUGAGAGUAAGCCUGAUUCACUUAGAAUGAUACGAACAGGUUUACAGAAGGAAGGAUCAAGAGUGAUUUUUGGUGUUCCUAAGCCAGGAAAGAAGAGAAAGUUUAUGGAAGUAAGCAAACAUUAUGUUGCUGAUCAAAGCAGCAAGACUCAUGAAACAAGUGAUUCAGCAAAGAUUACGAAAUAUUUGAUGCCUCAAAGAUCUGGACCACGUGGAACCAAAAAUAAAAUUGAACUAAAGGAAAAACGAAUGGCUGUAUCCAAGCCUAAGGUUCUCAAGUCCGGAAAACCUCCUAGUGUUUCUAGUAGAACUAUUCCCCAGAAGGACAACUUAUCAAACACCAUGGUUUCUGAACCUGAUGAUGCUGUGGCCUCAGACGUGUCAAAAUUCAAAGAUUCUGUAAGCCAUGCUGAGAAUAUAUCAGGAAAGCAUAAUGUGAUGGAGUUUAGAUCAUUUUCAAGUUCUGAUGGAGCAGCAGAGGGCCCAGUCUUAUUUUCUUCUGUGGCUCUCUCAUCAGAUGCACCCUCCAAGAAAACUUCCACAUCAAAUGCUAAAUUCGAACGGAUAAAUAAGGGGAAACUUGCGGCAGCUGCCGGGAAGUUGGGUAAAAUCGAGGAGGAAAAAGUCUUCAAUGACAAUUCAACAAAAACAAUCUCUGAAGUUGUUGAACCUCGUAGAUCUAAUCGCAGGAUUCAGCCAACUUCAAGACUACUGGAAGGUCUACAAAGCUCGUUGAUCAUUUCAAAAAUUCCUUCUGUUUCACAUGACAAAAGUCACAAAAGUCAAAGCAGGAGUACUAGAGGAAAUAACCAUGGUUGAGAGGGAGUUCAUUUGCAACUACCAACUACCGAAUCCAGUCAUGAAAGAAAAUUCAAGAGAUUAUUGGAUGACCAACAUACACCAGUGUAGCUUGUGUAAAUUAUGAUAGAGGAGAAAAUUAGGAAUGAAAAUUGCUUCUUUUGGCUUUUGAGAUGUAGUAUUAGAUAUAUUAAUAUAUACUGAUUUUUAGUUUCUUUACAAUUAUAAUCUGAUCUCUUUAGGCCAUCCCCUUCCUAGCUUGUAUAUGGAACAUCUCCAUGUAGUUUGGCUUUGAUAUUUGCAGAGCUGCGUUGCAAGUGAUCAACCAUAUAUAUUUUGUUGCUUCAA